This is a messenger RNA of Hevea brasiliensis (rubber tree), 4774 nucleotides long. Its product is annotated as sterol 3-beta-glucosyltransferase UGT80A2. The record is from RefSeq and is a predicted model, not a curated record. Gene Ontology annotation, biological process: carbohydrate metabolic process. Gene Ontology annotation, molecular function: UDP-glycosyltransferase activity; hexosyltransferase activity. The transcript has 13 exons. The coding region runs from base 263 to 2143 and encodes 626 amino acids. Lineage: Eukaryota; Viridiplantae; Streptophyta; Magnoliopsida; Malpighiales; Euphorbiaceae.
UCACGGACCCGUCACCCACUCCAUCGAAAACGUGCCUUCUCUCUCUAGCUUUCCUUAAUUUUUUAACAGCCAACAAACGGAACAAAAGAAGGAAUCCAUCCAAUUCCGCCACUGUCUCGGAAGCAUUCUAUCUUUACUUGGAAAGUUACGCUACAGUCUACAUACACACACACAAAUCUCUUUCCAUCCUUCCCUUUCGCUGGAGGGUUUCGUAGAUCGGGAUCAGAAGCACCGAUAGAGUUAGCCGGCAUCGGAGGCGGCGAUGGCACAGUCGCCGGAGAAUAGCUCUUCUUCUUCUUCGACUUCCUGCCAAAGUUCGGUGACGAUCGGGCAGGGAAUUGCCGCUGGAACGAGCACUAAGGGCAAAGAAUUGGAGAAUAGAGAACCGGCUAGUGGUUCAGUGAAUAAUGGAGGCUCGGAUUCUUCAGGAAUCGCGGGCAGGAGUACAUCUAAAUUAAAGACUUCACAGGUUGAAAUGCCAGGUGCUAACAAAUUAGAACCCACUUCUAGUGAGCUUAAGCUGGAAAAAUCUAAAACUGAAAGGCAAAGAUAUCAUAAUAUACUUGCUGAAGAUGCAGCACAGAUUUUGGAUGACAAGAUCUCUGUCCAGCAGAGGCUUAAAUUGUUGAAGAGAAUAGCCACUGUCAAAGAUGAUGGAACUGUAGAAUUUGAAGUUCCAGGAGAUGUUGAACAACGUGCCCUUGGUAUUGGAAGUGAUGACGUAAAUAAUACAGUUGCUGAUGAUGAGCUUGCUGAUGUGACAGAUGAAAAAUAUAUACGCCCAAUGCAAAUAGUAAUGCUUAUUGUUGGAACCCGUGGAGAUGUGCAGCCAUUUAUAGCAAUUGGCAAAUGCCUGCAGGAUUAUGGCCAUCGUGUUAGACUAGCAACUCAUUCAAAUUUCAAAGAGUUUGUCUUGACUGCUGGGUUGGAGUUUUACCCUUUAGGUGGAGAUCCAAAGGUUCUUGCUGGCUACAUGGUUAAAAAUAAAGGCUUCUUGCCAUCGGGGCCCUCAGAGAUACCCAUUCAACGAAAUCAAAUAAAGGAAAUUAUAUACUCCUUGCUUCCAGCUUGUAGGGACGCUGAUCUUGAUACUGGUGUUCCUUUCAGGGCAGAUGCAAUAAUAGCCAAUCCUCCUGCAUAUGGGCACGUUCAUGUGGCAGAAGCACUAAAAAUUCCGCUUCAUAUAUUUUUCACUAUGCCAUGGACGCCAACUAGUGAAUUUCCACAUCCUUUGUCCCGUGUAAAGCAGUCAGCUGGAUAUCGACUUUCAUAUCAAAUAGUUGACUCAUUGAUUUGGCUUGGAAUACGGGACAUGAUAAAUGAUGUUAGGAAAAAAAAGCUAAAGCUACGACCUGUAACAUAUCUUAGUGGUUCACAAGGCUCUGAUUCUGAUGUGCCACAUGGAUACAUAUGGAGUCCUCACCUUGUUCCAAAACCAAAAGAUUGGGGGUCAAAAGUUGAUGUUGUGGGAUUUUGCUUUCUUGAUCUAGCGUCAAAUUAUGAACCUCCUGAGUCACUUGUGAAAUGGCUUGAAGCUGGCCCAAAACCUAUUUACAUUGGGUUUGGGAGCCUCCCUGUUCAAGAACCAGAAAAAAUGACCCAAAUAAUUGUGGAUGCAUUGGAACAAACUGGCCAGCGGGGAAUCAUUAACAAAGGCUGGGGUGGCCUGGGUAAUUUGGCAGAACCAAAGGACUCCAUAUACUUACUGGAUAACUGUCCUCAUGACUGGCUGUUCUUACAAUGCAAGGCAGUGGUUCAUCAUGGAGGUGCUGGAACAACAGCUGCUGGUCUUAAAGCUGCAUGCCCCACAACCAUUGUGCCUUUCUUUGGUGACCAACCAUUCUGGGGUGAGCGAGUACAUGCCAGAGGAGUAGGUCCUCCACCCAUACCAGUUGACGAGUUCUCACUCCCUAAGUUGGUUGAUGCUAUAAAUUUCAUGCUAGAUCCCAAGGUAACAUUUGAUUUUCUGAAAUACUGGAUUUAUUAUCCAUGUUUAUACUUGCUAUGUCGAGCAGACAAAGAAAUGUCUUUUAUUUACACGGGAAGUGCUUACCCCUCACCCUUGGUGUCUUUUCCUUACUCUUUCCUCCUCCUCUUUCCAUUGGAUCAAGGGAGGUGGAGGUGUGUUAUGGUAGAGCCAUAACCUAUGGAAACAGGGAAAGAGAAGAAGGAGGAGAAGAAGAAAAGGGAAGAGUGGAGAUAGAAGAAGAGAGAAAGAAAUAGAGUAGGAAGAAGAAUUCUGUCAUUCUAUUUCAAUUGAUGAUUGUACAUGUUCAGUAUCAAUGCAUUUAUACGCCUUAUGUGCCACUCAUUCUCUGUUACAACCAAUUCAGCUAGCAGCGCAUCAUAUGUUUCUACUUCACAACAUUACCCUCCCCAUCAAGCUCAUUCUUGUCCUCAAGAAUGGAUGAAAGAAAGAUCAUUCCAGCAGCAUCUUGAAUGUGAAGGUCCUAUCUGCCCUUGAAAUGGCUGAAAUUGCACUUGACCAUUUUAUUCAAUUAGUUAGGCAUUUUUGCAAACACCUACUGUGCAUCUUCCCUCCUUAUUUGAUAAUAUCGUUUUCAUCCUGUUUCUUCUCCACUUCUCAUACUCAUUUUCUUUCAAGAGUAUAACCUCAGAGGAUCCCAACUCAAAAUCAUAGCCCUUCAAAUCAAACUCAAAAUAAUCAGCAUAGUACAUGUAUGUUCUUUUUCCACCAAUUCUUUCUUUGUCCUUUCCAAAAUUUUUGCCAAAGAGAGCAAACCCAAUGAUAUCACAUGUAAUUUCCUGAUUAUGUAUUAACAGGCUAAUCUUACCAUCUUGGUCUGUGGCACUCGAUCCUUGAUCUUUUUCCUCAAGUUUAGAAAUUGCAUUUUCCUCCUUGUAUUUUCUUCAUGAUACCCUUCUUCAAUGCAAAAUUGAGAUUACUGGCAAGGCCUUGAUCACCGAUUCCACAUGAAAUUUGAAAAUUCAGACCAAGUUCACGACCCUGCUUUUCUUCUCUUGAUUUGGAAGAUUCCAAAGGCUUCAAGAUUGGUUGGCACUCUUGUUGAACAUCCUCGUCAACAGAAAGAACAGUUUCCUGGAUCUGAUUAUCAAAUCUUUGUUGACAUCUUGCUUUCUUUUGAUUAAAUUCUCCGUAUAUUUUCUUCCCGAACUGUCUCAAGCAUCUUGCAAUUACCUUCAAAAAUUUUUUGGAUCCCCAUCUUGAAUGAUUGAAAGAGAUGUUGUAAUUUUUUGAGUUGAUUCUCAAGAAUCUUGUAUGUUAUUUCAUCAUCCAUUAUGAAUCCAGAUUAGAGUGUUUGGUAACCAAGAGAUCAGAGAAAAUGGAAUAAGAUUGAGAAGAAAGAGGGAGAGAUUCAGAGAGAAGAGGGUGAGGAAGAGAGAGAAAGAAGGAGGAGAAUUUCCCUUGAUCAAACCUGCUUUGAUACCAAAUUGUUAUGGCAGAGCCAUAACCUAUGGGAACAGGGAAAGGGAAGAAGAAGAAGAAGAAGAAGAAGAAGAAGAAGAGGAGGAGGAAAGAGUGGAGAUAGAAGAAGAGAGAAAGAAAUAGAGUAGGAAGAAAAUCCUGUCAUUCUAUUUCAAUUGAUGAUUUUACAUGUUCAGUAUCAAUGUAUUUAUAUAUCUUAUGUGCCACUCAUUCUCUGUUACAACCAAUUCAACUAACAGCUCAUCAUAUGUGUCUACAUCACAAGAAGGUGGAAGUGGGAGUAUGAAUCCAUUGACCUACAAUGCAAAUUAAGCAUUUGACUUUCGGGCUACUGGCUCAGUGGCAAUUGAAAGUCAUUUCUCAGUUUGAUAAACCAGAUUAACUUCUUGAGAAUGCUUGCUAGAGUUUGAAAAGCAGGUGUCUUUGAGUAGAUCACUGUUUCUUUUGAAAAAUGAAAAUAAGUUUAGACUGCUCUUCUUUGUGGUGUUCGCUCGUUUACAGCUUUCACUUCACCCCACAACAUAGAUCAUGGUAUAAUGCUAAAUGAUCUUGAACUUGGAAAAUCUUCUAGGAGGCAGGAACUUUUGAUGCCUGCUGGCAACAGAGGAUAAAGGAUUUGAAGCUAAUAAGUUGGAGGAAGAAAUUAGUUCUUAAAACAAAAAAAAAGAAUUUUCAUUUUAAGGAUAACAGACGACCACCAAGUAUUUAAAGAAAAAAAAUUGCUUGCAGCAUCAAGUCUUUGCUCACUGUAUAAGAGGAAUAAUUUGUGAACCAAGAUAAUUAGAAUUUAGAUAGAAUGAUUAAUUUGUUAAUGAAUUCAAACAUCAAGGAUUAAAUCAUUCGAUUUUCUAAUUGUAGGGAUGAACCUAGGUAUUUGUAUUUAGGGACGUUUUUGUGAAAUACUCGAACUCUAUUGUAAUUGUGGAUUCUAGGGGAAGGAAAUUACCUGAUUUUUAUGAUGCCAGGUAAAGGAGCGUGCGGUUGAGCUUGCCAAGGCGAUGGAGAAUGAGGAUGGGGUAACUGGAGCAGUGAAAGCAUUCUUUAAGCAUCUUCCUCCGAUAAAGCCAGAACCAGAGCCAUCACCAGAACCAUCUAGUUUUUUCUCUUUAUUCAAAUGUUUUGGUUGUGCCUGAAUCUCUGCCGGAUGUCUUUUUGUUCGUGUAUUAUUCCUCAGUUAAGCAUCAGCAGCAUAGCAUGAUAUGAUUCCUCGGCAUUGGUGUGUCUGCUAACCAUGAUACUGUUGCUCAUUUUCCGAUUGUGUUAAUUGAAUCUCCAUACAAAGUUCACAAAUUGUAAUUAUCCCCAUUCAUUGAAGUCCAUAUAUAUUCUGUGCAAUAGAUGAGCCAGAGCUACGUUUUAGGAUCA